AUGAGCAUACGAAGCCAUUGUUCCUCUAUUCUACUUACCAAUAGGGAUUUCUCGAGGAAUUCCGCAGAACUGAAAGGUUAUUUAAGAAUAUAUAUUAGUGACACAAACUUGUCCUUCUUCUUAACUGGAUUUUAUUUUAAGUAACACUCAAAAUAGCUGAUGAAAGCAGUAAGUGUGUUAGAAUUAAGGUUCGCCUUGACCUUUAUGUGGGAUGUGAAAAGAGCUAAUCCAUUUAAUUAAAUAAUACAAAGAGACCAGCUAGACCAGAGAGAAACAUUUCUUUGACGUUGUCUCGGUAUGACUCCAGUUUUUUAUGUGCUUUAAGUAGUUUAUCCAAAUAUGUUUCUUCCUUGCGUACUACCGCCUUAUCUAAGGGCUAUCCACUUUUCUGCGCUGCGACAACUUGGGUAUGAUGAAACAAUCUUUCUUGUGUUUAUAUCAAUAAAAUACUCUGAGUAUUUGGCAUGUCACCGAAUUUAAAUUCUAAUGGCCAUCUUACGAUUCCUACAAAUGAUACGUCAGUUACAUUGAUAAAAUGUUACAAUAACUACUCUCCUAACUCUCGGAAAUGACUACCUGUAUUUUCGAAUCCCCCAUAAUACAUUCUGUUCCUCUCCCCUCUCUGUUUUCUUAAGCUGUUCACUGUUUUUAGAACUGAAAAAGCAUUUAAUAAUUUCGAAUGACGGUCAAACUACAUUUCGCCCUAUGUAAGUAGCGGAUUCGUUUUCCGGAAUCCGGGAAAAUUUGUUUGUGGAAUCCUGAAUCACAUGGGUUGUGGAACCGGGAAUACAGCUCAAGGAAUACGGAAUCUUACUAACGAUUGGAAUCCAGCAUCCAAGCUCCACUGCCAAAGGCUGGAAUCCAUGCAGUACCUGAUGAGGCUAGACUCUUGACACCCGCUUAGUGUCAAUAGAUUAAGUUAUCAGUUUCACCGCCUCACUUAAAUCGGUCUUCUUUUUAAUUUUUAAAACUUCCAUUCAAUAUUACUAAAGUUUAAAAUCUAAGUUUUAGCAGCUGAGGGUGCAGACGAGUAUCAGAAGUUGGCUUCUCAUGGCUUACUCCCUGUUCGUGAUACGCCGGUUAUUUAAAUUUUGUAUGCGACCUCUUGAAAUUAAAAUAAUAUUAUACUAGCAACUUCGUUCGCGUGUAAUUAAGAUGGUUACCGCAUUGGCUUCCACGCAAGUGAGUUCGCCUUCUCGUAGGCCGUACAUGAAAAUACUAAAUAGGUUUCGUUCAUUAUAUGUUGGUCCAGUAAGUUUUGUGGCGUGCAUUUAGUUACGUAAUAUGUAGGAGAUACAGCAGGUAUGAGCGACUAUUCCGCAGAAGUCGAUAUAUGUUAAAUGCAUCACAUUGACAAUUAAGUUAUUCAAACCAACUACAGUCAGUUUUUAUAAAUUUAAAAAAGGCAUUUGAUGUCUACGGACAUUCGAUCGCCAUUUGAGGGAUCGACUGUUCAAGCUACAAAGCUAAUAUUAUCCCCCUAAACUCGUAAAUGCUAGGAGACGAUCUGAAGUUUGACGGUGAUUAUAAUUAGUUCAAGAGCGCUACCUAGGAAUGGAAGACAUGCUGUUGGAAUCAUCUUGUAUUGUCCUUCCAUUUUUUUUUAAUUCCAUGUAUUCUGUUACUAUGUAUUAACUGUGUCAGUUGUUGCCUUAGGGUAACCAUGUUACUACGUUGCCCGUAAUAGUCCCACUCACCUGUAAAAGACAGAUUUUCACGGAGAUCACCGUCCCUUUGGUCGAUUCGGAGUUUUCCAGCAGCAGUGUGGGUUCAUUUCAAUGUGUUGCGAGUGAUGAGGGUCCCUCCCAGAUUCCCUACCAAGCGUUCCUGGAUUUAAUUGAUGGAUGCCCGGAGGGGCUUCAUCUAGCUAAAGUGGCUAAUACAAUAGAGUUUUCAGAGAAAAUGUGCUGUUCUUUAGACACUUUAAAAACCUUAUAAUGAAUUUAAAAGCGAAAAAAGGGAACUUUGCACGUGAAUUAAAUGUUUAUUUUAUCGGCAAAAGUCUUUAUUGCUCUCCCGAUUAAGUGCCAGAGGCAAUCUUUCUUUCAGGAAGUCCAAGGUAAAGUACAGUUCCUAUUAACUUUUCAAUUAAUUCAAACCUUAUCUUUGUUCUGUCACGUUUUUCUCACAUUUAUUUUGACGAUCGCGCGUUUUAGAUCCAUUUAAAAGAAACCAUAAAUGGUUUAAUAACCACACCCUGGGGCAUGACUCAAUAGAAAUAAAUAAGUGCUUCACAGCAAAUACACAUGGCCAUGCACCUGUGGUAACAGUUUAAGGGAGGCAGAUAUAUUUCCUGAAAAAUAAGAGCGAGACUGAGUGUCCUAAAUUGCAGGCCGACAGUCUGAGGAGCGCAUGCGCGUAUGCCAAGCUUUCGUGAGAGAAUGGGGGGCUUUGGAAAAUCCAAAAUUUGGAUCUUAUUACGAUUUGUGUCAACAACCGAAACGACAAAUCCGUAAAAAGACUUUUAAGCAUAUCAUCAGUACAGAUGGAACCUGGCAAACGUCUCGUUUUUUACAUGAAGAACGCCUGUUAAUUGUAUAUGAUCUCGGAUCGGUACCGAGGGAAUUCGAAAUGCAAGGAUAGUAAAUUCUAAAAAUCAGUUUUUCAGUGAUGAAAUCCACUCGCAGUAUGGGUUUUUUGAAAAGUAUUUUCGAUUCGGAGUAGGGAUUGGAGUUUUGCUCAAGAGGUGCAUAAACGCGCCAGUAAAAGCUGGCGUCAAGUUGUGAGGUAAAAACUUGGGCCUGGGCGGGAAAACUUUGACUGGGACUCUGCGACAUGUGUAACGUAUUCUACAGACUACUAUCAACGUCUUACUUUAGAAAGCUGGUUUACUAACUUAGAACAAACUCCACUAAAUCGUAGCCAAAAGUUACCAGCACCGUACAAACGACUUAUUGAUGAGAUCAAGCAAAACAAACUACGAGAGAACGACUGGAGAACUGACAAUUUGACUAACAAUAGACGACUGUUUAACUGUGACAAUAGACGGAUCGAAACGCAUCAUUACUGAUUACGAGUCUUCAUAGCCAAUAACAUCACGGCUUAACUGACAGACGACCAAUAACAUUGCGAUGUAAUUGACCAAUCAGAUCAAUAACCAAAGUAUAAUACCAUUAACUGACGUGAUACAACUCACUUUGACUCUGAAGAUGACUACCGCACAGGUUGUCGAAACGUCAGUCACUGUCAACAACAACAGUCCUUUUCAGGACUACGUUCACCCGGACGAUCAAACUUAACCUACUUUUGAAAACUUUAUUCAUUUAUCCACCCUGAAAGGACGAGCGUAACUUCGUUCUCAGGGCUUUCUCUGUUGCUUCAAGACGAGAGAGAGAACUCUGGGAACGAGCUGUUGCUCAAUUGAGUUGCCGCUCUGACAUUGGUCAAUUCGGUUUUUAGUUUUAGAUGUGCGCGUUGUCUUUACUUGUGUCCCCUCGUCGUUACUUGCCUGAUCCUUAUUGAAAAUUAAAUGUGCGUAGGUCAUCACAGGCAACAUGAGCGGCGUCUUAAUGCAAGUUUCCAGCUUGCUUUAAAUUAACCAUCAUGGCAAUUAGCUAAGUUUUACGAUUUUGUUUGUCUUCCUGUUUUCUUUAAUGCCGCGAAAAAAGUGUACCUAAAGGCGGUGAUGACCUGCUGUUUAAAUGCUAAUAGUAGAGUCAUGACGGGAUCGUUUUAAGUUCAAACUCUGAAAAAGAAGGUAACGAUACUUUAUCAGUACUUCAUUUUCAAAGCACUGUCGUCAUUCUCUAUUUUCCAAUUGCCCAUAAUACACUCUGUUUGCCCCCCAAAUUCCGCAUAAACCAUUGUUUUUAAAUGCUCCUGGGAGUUUUGCAUUUUCCCAAGAGCAUUUUAAGACAACAAGUUAUGCAAAAUUUGGGGGGCAAACAGAGGGUAUUAUGGGCAAUUGGAAAAUAGUCAAUUCGGGUCGUUAUAUUUUUGUGUUCCGCAACAAAACGUGAUAUGUCUUAGAAUGAGUAUUGUUUCAUUUGAUUUUUUAAUAACCUAUUUGAACACCACGUUGUUUCACUUUCUCACAGUUGUAAAUGCGUAAUCGCUCUUCCAAAAUCAAAACAGUUUAAGGCACUCUCUAUUCCCGGUCAAGCCCGAAUUUUUCAGGUCCUUUAUCAACCACUUAAGUUGUUCAUUCUAAAGCGACGAAGUUUAUGUCCCCUUUAUUAAGACACUCUGUUGACCUAUGUAUCACCUCCAGUAACAAAAGAGAAAAUGGAUUGUGCCUCUCCAGACGUGGAUGCAUGGUACAUGAUUCUCAAUAAAGAUUUCAAGAGAGAAACGUGCUGAAAUGACGUCAUUCCCUUGGAUGUGACGCCAAUGCGUCAGGCUAAGUACCCAAUUAUGACUUAUUUGCACACAUGAGAAAUUUUCCCAUUUGGGACAACAUCUGAGCUAUUUUCAGCAUUUCGAGAAAAUUUAAGGCGAAGAGUGUUUUCUAUGAAAAUUUUAAACCAAAAGCUGUACGCUGCUCUAACGGCCUCUUCUUUAUUAUGCUAUUUUGUGAUCACACGUAAGAACCCGUUGAAAUAUUUUUCAGCAACAUAGAUUGUAAGAUCAUAACUUUUCACAGUUUGUGAGCACACGUGAGCGCUAUACAUUUCAGCGUACUUUGAGCGUUUUUAAGCCCUUUUUUGGCUUUUUUUUCGAAAAAAAAAUUGUGAUUUAACCACUUAAAAUUACCAAGGGAAUCGAAAUAUGGUCAACAACCUUGUGUCUGCCUGUCUAAGUUCUCUGACAGCCUCGGAUAUAGGAGGGUACAGGGGGGGCUCACUUUUGAUGAGCCAGUCCCCCUUCCUUCUCACCCUCAUCUCACAUGAAGAGCUGGAUCUAUUGCUUUACUAGUCUCGGAGAGAAAGAGCCUUCGCACAGUUGGAACGAAAGCAUAAUUAAAUAACAGAACAACAUAUCGAUGUUUGAGAAUGGAUUUCUGGAUUUCUGGAUUCCUUUUUCUAUUUUUAAAGGCCCUGCUAAGUAAAUACAGGAUAGAUCGAGAGGGAUAACCAACUUGUUCACUCCAGCAUAAGUUUACGAAUGAAAAAAUUCCUUUUGCAGCUUGUAUUUAAUUGAUGCCCAGGGGAAUACUCACCAUAAUGGCCUACUCACAGGGAGUCUCCGCCCUGAAUAGGGUUCCCUUUUCGGGCCCUCAGGUAUAAAGAAAAGUUACUGAGGAUUUUACCAGUCAAAACGCAUGAAAGAAUAGGGAAAUCUGUCAUUUCGGUAGUAAAAAUGCCCCAAAGCCCCACCGCCAAAAUUUUUUCCGAACUCGCAUAGGUGCCCGAGAAGGUACUGUUAGAAUUCUUGGUGGCUGCCGCCCGGUUCUCAGAAUCCUGACCCUAUUUCAGACGAAAAAAUGUCAUUUUUCACACCCGUUUUCAGAACUGGUCUCUAAGAAAUUAUGUCAUCAUUACUUAGGUUUAGAACAACGACAACAAAAAAGAUUUCUUAACUGAAAUCCAUUUGGAAUUCGCAUAUUUCUUUUUCUUUCUUCCUCUUUCGGAAUUGAAACGAUAAAGACGUCCAUACAAACUCUUACGUAGUUCUCUCGAAAACCAUACCCGAUUCCAGAUCAAAAUAGAGCCUAUACCCGUUUUCACGCCAAAACGGCUCCAAAACCAUGCCCUUUUGGGUGUCACAUACAUAUAUAUAGCUCAUAUAAGAGAGUAUACCCUCCUCCCUGCCCCGUCGGGCAAAAUUGAGCCUGCUUGCAGGCAGGAAUCAAGCUGAGUGAACAAGAAUUUCCGUUCCACUGCGGUCUCUAAGUGCAAUCAGAGUCAUCCCCAGUCUGGCCCAGCUGAUACGAUGUAUGGCUUGUACAUGUCGUGAGAUCUCGGCUGUGUUGAGGAAAUAAUUCAUUACGGGUUGUGUAAUUUGCUUUUCCUAGUGUAUCGCUGUCGAACUCAAACUUAUAUUUAACGGGUGGUGAUCGCUUUAUCCAUAUUUGUAGCUUUAGGGUAAUUUUUCCUAAGGAAAUAGGGCAUUUCGUUUAUUUUAUCUCAUUUUCUUUCAUUUGUUUUUUGGAUCUUUUUACAAUAACAUUUAUUGUUCCUUCCAACUUUUGAUUAACUCGUUUUUUACUCUUUUGGUGCUAAGAAAAAACAUUACAUUGGACUGGGCAAGUUACCAACUAUCGCCCAAUCAUUUUAUCGCUACUCCGUUUGUAUGUUUUACCAAGGGGAGAGAAAUAAAAGGAUCUGAGAAUCAUGAUCAUUUAUCUGGACCGUCUUCAGUAGUAUUUUUUAUCCAGAUUGACUUCAGUUUGGAUUGAAUGCUGAAGCUAGGCGGACAGCAAAGUUGCUACUUUGUUUCUAAACAACAGAGAAAUUUCUCGGUCGUUAUGAGUGGAAAGUGUUUACCCUCGAAACGGGAAAUUGCCUUCUCUACGGCAUAUUGACUUACCAAGCUGAUAUUCAAAGAAAUUUGCAUAUGAACAUAUAUAACAGAAUAUAAAAACAAAGCAAGCAAGUAAUACUCAUUAAGAAAACUGCGCGAUGGCUUUUUUUCCAUGUAUUUUUGAGAUUUAGAUGUGAACAGGUGCUUGAAAUGAAAAUGCGUCAGCCGUUUAAAUGACGAAGCCAGUGGUCUACCGAAAUCGAAAUAAACUAUAAUAGUAGAUCGAAUUGACAAGUAGAAAUUUUUUUAAGUUAGUGAAACAAAGGAAAGGCAAAUUAUGCCCUUCUUGUUUAUCAAGACGGUCAUUUCAUGCGGAUUCAACAACACUGAUAACUUUUUUUAAAAAUCAAUCUCUGGGGAGCUACCCCCGCUCUAUUGAUUUUCGCGUUUAACGCGUUUCACUUUGGAUUAACUCAUCGUUUUUUUAAUUCAGUCUUCUGCUCAUAUGUUUUCUUUUUACAAAACAUAUUAAAAGAUGCUGAAUAAUGAUGUAGAUUAAUAAAUCAUGCAUGCAUCGAGUUUACUUAAAGAAAAUGUGGCAAUAAGAAAUUAAGCUAAUAUAUAUUUUUUAGUGUUUUCUUUUUUUUCGCUUAAUCCUACAUCAUCGCACCGUAUGUUUUGUUGGCCGCUGUAGAUUAGUGCUUGACUUUACAUAAUUAAUCUGUGCAGUUUAGACGGGUUGCAUCGAGGUAUGACGCAGGGUAAGAAAACGAAAGAGUAGGAAAUAAUUUAGGCUGUUUCGCUAAAUGAUCGUGACUUUAGUAGCAGAAGCCAAAUUGAGUCGUGCUUACGUACUCGACUUUCGAAACCGCAAGAACUUUAGCAGGUUCUACACGGUUAACGGCGAAAUAUGGAUUCGUAACGUUUCUCAAACGUUGUAGCUCCAUUCCUUUCACUUUUUUAAAGACCUCUCGACGUGGAAAUCUUGUGCGAAAGUGCCAACUAGUAUCCGGCUGUUUCAGUUAUGUUCAAUCUGUCUGAAUGUAAUAAGUAAGGCCUUUCAAUCCCAUCUGCUUACGUUAUUCAUCUCCGUUAAAGUGCUUAGCUGUUAAAAAUAGCCGCUAUCUAAUAUAUACCGUAGUCUCUUACUUAGUUUCUCGAUUAUAAGCCUGCUGGCCUGUCAAAAAUCAAUUAGAAUCAUUAAAAUGGCGAAGAACGGGUCUUUUUUUGUGUGUGCAGUCUUGAAUGCUCUAUCAUGGUAGAACUGUAUUUAUGUUUCAACUCUAGAAACGAAAUGCGGAAGGACUUUAACAUUUAAAUCUUUUUUAAACGUGUUUGUGAAUUUUGAUAUCGGCUGUCGAUCAUACUCACUGGCUGACUUGACUGACACUUACUUGGUGAACCAAAUAUUUGUUGAACACGUGACUAGCGCCGAGUUCAGCAUAAAUAUAGCUUUUAACUAUUAAGUUGGUGAAUUGAAAAGACAAAUACUUAAUUAAAGAGGAAAUAUUAAAAAUCGGGGGCUGAUGAAUUGUUUAUCUGAGAAUUUUGGGGUCAGGACAGAGCGGAAAGAGAAGACUGCGAUAUGAAAGCCCUCGGUUCAAUAUCCGGGACUCUUCGUUCCCAGCGUCCGUGUCGCCCGUGGUUUGCCGAAUGUGCGGGCGUGGUUCUGGUUGGUUGUUGCGAUAAAAGCGAAGUGGAGCGCCAUAAACGCGUAGAAAAACGGGAUAAAAACGUUCAUGGCGAAGUCGUGAAACACUUUAACACAUGUUUAUUGGUUAGAAACAGCGCCGAGAGUCAGAUCGCAACUAUUGGGCUUCUCGCUGUGUGA
Porites evermanni is the source of this 8173-nucleotide messenger RNA. NCBI's taxonomy places the organism in Eukaryota, Metazoa, Cnidaria, Anthozoa, Scleractinia, Poritidae. The record is from the annotation of a GenBank genome assembly.